Messenger RNA from Mesocestoides corti, 3126 nucleotides. The record is from the annotation of a GenBank genome assembly. Lineage: Eukaryota; Metazoa; Platyhelminthes; Cestoda; Cyclophyllidea; Mesocestoididae.
AUGACUCCCAUUCCCACGAUUUACUCCACUGAUGUUCUCACCACGCCCGAAUCCUUUCAGGUUCGGCGCCCCAACAACCUGAACGAAUUCACCAUGCAGUCACGUCUCAUGACAGAAGAGGAAGCAAAGGUUGGAAAGCGCUCCGAGUGGUUUCGCGUUAACCUUACUGGUCCAGUGAAGAAUUUUCCGCGAAAUCUCUGUUACCUAACGUACAUAACGACAUUGGUAAUCAAGAACAACCACCUAGAGCGUCUGCCCCCGGAGCUCGGGAACUUGGUGAACCUGGUUAACCUGGACGCGAGUCACAAUCGACUGAGAGUUCUGCCGCCCACUCUUGGUGACCUCACCGAUCUCCGGGCCCUCAUUCUCAACGAUAACCAGAUCUCUGACCUUCCCCUCGAAAUCGGACGUCUCCUAAAUCUCCGACACUUUAACCUUCUCGAUAAUCCUUUGAACCCGGAAACGGGGUCUCUCUACGGAGAUGGAGGCGAACCCUCCAUUCGGCGAAUGAUUCGGCACUUCCUCGACUGCUACUACCAACAAAUGCAAAGCCCGGUGGCAUAUAUAUCUACGGUCUUCAAAAUGCACCCGACGGAUGCUCGCCCACCUGGUUCAGCGGAUUCGCACCGUGAUCGCAGCACUCCGCAAGAGAUUGCAUCACCGACGAGACCCAAUUCUUCGAACUGGUCUGUACUCAAGAAAGUGGAUUCCACGUCGGAAACCGAUUGUUGCAGUUCUCCAGACUCAGCCGUUGUUACCGGAAGUGAGUCCCUUGGGAGUUCUGACAGCGUCGAUUCGUUGGAUAUCAUAAAAGCAGAAAGUCCCUCAACCAAACGUAAUGUCCCCUCCAAACACCGGAGUAAUCGUCGCUAUCGCCGAUGGUGCCAAAUGAGACCGGAUUUAUCGAAUUCGAGCUCGUCACCUGGAUCGUCGGCUCUUACCGAUAAUAAGAGUCUCGACGAUAGUACAAAAAACGCUAAGCAGCAUUCGCCAAUACCCACAGCUGUCGUGAGGAACACACUCGAGUGUCCUGUGGUUUUUCCAUCUUGGUCUUGUCUACCAGGAAACGCAUCUCCACCGUGCGCCCCAUAUUUCCCCACAUUGCCUCACUGGGUUCACCUGAACUGGGUACCACAUCUAAUGCCAAGUAAUGGUGUGCCUCUUCAGAAUCCCCUUGGGAGCGUGAUGGUUGAUCUUACGGGUCGCGAUGUCGCGUACUCCGUCGAGCGUUUGCCUCCUGUACCCCAGAGCAUACUUAAAAAUCCUUAUGAAAAAAUAUCAGUUUCCCCAUCCUACCCGGAGGCUGAUCAGUUCCGUGGAGCAUUUGCUCAACCAUUCUCGCCACCUCCGGCGUCCUCAUCGGAGUCUGGCGCAGAGAGUACGCAAAGUCGUUCAGAGAUCAAUAACAUAGUAUCUACCCCCACUUGGCACAUACCUCCCUUUCCAUCGGUGUACAUACCCCCUCCCCUCCGAAUUCCCCGGGCUCUAGACCACUGCAAGUCACUCAAAACCUGUGCAGUGCCUUUUAGCGAGUUCUCUCAUUACUUCAAUUCCUCCCCACCUCGACGGCAGUGGCGACAAUUGGGGAGUCCUUCGAAGAAUGGCUAUCGACUCACUUUAAUGUGCUACAACGUGCUGAGCUCCAACUACGCUACCUACUCCCAGUACCCGUACUGCCCCACUUGGGCAAUUGACUGGGAGUAUCGACGCCGUGGAAUCUUGGAAGAACUUCGACUCUACGCACCCAAUAUCAUCUGCCUUCAAGAGAUCGACACCGAUCAGUUCGAGACUGUCUUCGUGCCGGAACUGGCUAAAAACAAUUACGAGGGUAUUUUUCUGGCCAAAUCACGCUCCCGGACAAUGGAGCCUGCAUCGGCACGGAAGGUGGACGGUUGUGCCAUUUUCUGGCUAUCCGAAAAGUUCACCAAAGUGACCGAAUUCCGCUAUGAAUUUAUGCUGUCGUGCUCAAAUGUGAGCGAACACCCCUCCCCGCUGCUCCUGAACCGUGUUAUGACCCGUGACAAUGUUGCUAUCGGUGUCGUUCUGGAAAUCAAGGCUCCCUCGCCUGUUUUGGCGAAUGGGGUGGUGCGCGCCGAUGAAGGCGACGCGAAGGUCGUGCUGCUCGUGCCCCCCUCACGUGGCCGCAGCGCACGCGCGGUUACUACUGGCCUUGCCACCCAAAUCACGUCCAGUUUAGUAGCGCCCACUUCUACCAAGAAUACUCAUCCACUUAAGUCGGUGAAUGAUAUAUCUUUGUUCUCCGUUGUAGCUGGCAAUAGUCGAAGAUUUUGCGUCUCCACAGGCCACAUCCACUGGGAUCCAGAGCAUUCGGACGUGAAAUUGAUUCAGACAAUCAUAUGGACCGCGGAGUUGUGGUCUCAUCUGGAUAAGCUUUGUGGAGACAGUGGAAAACCAGGCUCUGGCGCCUCUCGGAUGCCCGUGGUGCUUUGUGGUGACCUCAAUUCCCUGCCCACAUCGGGUGUGGUCGAGUUUCUCUCCAAGGGCUGCGUGCCCACGUCCCACGUAGAAUUCCUCAACUUUGGUUUCAGCUACCAGUUCGAGGACUGGAAGAUGCUCGAGAAAUGGGCUGUUGACGGCGACAUUUUGCGCCACCGUUUUAACUUUGAUCGUGCCUACAAGGGUGGAAUUGCUGAUGGCAUGAAAAUCACUAAUUUGACGUGGGUCUUUUUAUUUACUUGCUCAGUUUUUGUUAUACGAGAAUUGUGUGUGGGUGGGGAUCAAAAAUCAGCCUUUGAGUCUUUAGCCAAACUGUUGUAUCUAGUAGCCUCAGCUUUCUCGUAUGAUUUCAAGGGGAUGAUCGACUACAUAUUUUUCACAAGACACCAUUUCCGCUUGCUGAGAAGUCUUGACCAGAUUCCCGAGUCUUGGUUCAUGGAAGAGCGAAUUUUGGGCUGCCCCCACAUCCACGUUCCCUCCGAUCAUUUCUCGCUACUAGUGGAGCUGGAUUUGCUGACUCAGCCUGCUCGCGGAUUGGCCAUUUCCGACCCUUCUGACGCGACAGGCCUUGACAACACCACCACAGUCUCCGCUCCUGCCCCCUCUGUGACGAACAGCCCCAAACCAAAGGGAUCCGCCGUGCAGAGACCGAAACAAGGCAGGCGCUAG